Messenger RNA from Solanum pennellii, 2095 nucleotides. RefSeq lists its product as uncharacterized. The record is from RefSeq and is a predicted model, not a curated record. NCBI's taxonomy places the organism in Eukaryota, Viridiplantae, Streptophyta, Magnoliopsida, Solanales, Solanaceae. Bases 461 to 847 code for a protein of 128 amino acids. The transcript is spliced from 2 exons.
ACUUAAAUAUACACAAAACAGUCUCUCUAUAUUCUCAAGGUAAGGUAGGUAUGAGGCUGCGUAUGCACCACCCUCCCACACAGGUGGAAUUAUAUUGGUAUGUUGUUGCAGAAGUAAUGCGGAAUGAAUGAAUAUAUUGCACCCUGAGCAUGAGCUCAAUGAAUAAGACUCACAUCCCAAUGUUUCGUUCAGGCUCAGGAAACAUCAAUAGCUAGAACUACGGCCCAAUGAAAGGACAAAUAUUUCUACAAACUGCCAAAAACAGAAUGAGUCACCAAUUAAAGCUACCGCCGUUCAUUGAUACCUUGUGAUUAUAAGCAUCCAAAAUUUGCCUCUUUCUUUGAACGGAAGAAAUCAGACCCUCCCACUUUCAGCUUCAAGACAAAUCUUUUCGUUCCACCAUGCAGUUAUCAGUAAAUUCUGCAAAAUUCGAAUCGUUGUGCUUUCAGGGCCAGCCAGCAUGGAAAAAUCCACUGCGUAUACGCAUCACUUAGCUGAAAGUUCAUCAAGGAAUUUUUAUACAGAAGAAGCUAAUUACAGAAAUAAGGAGCUUGUGCGUGCUGAACAAGUUAAACUACUUGAUAAGAGAUUGAGAAUUCUUGAAGAUGAAGCAGAGAUUCUCAAGGUAGUUAUCUUGGAAGGUGCGGAAGAAAGAAGAAAGUUAGUAAAUGAAGUUCAAAACGAAUUUCAGGCUGCCUUCGGAUACCCAAAGCAUCAACGACAUGGACUCCUGCAAAUUCUACACGAAGAACCAAAUCCACCAGUUGUCAUCAGAAAACUGAGAGCUUCAGAUGCUACUGAAUGUGUAUCUGAAUUCUCAGGUCGAUGGUUCCGCCUGAAGAUUUGAUGGCCUGGAAGCUGCAGUUUCUCCUCAUGUGUGGUGCUGAUUUCUUUUUAUUCAGAUACCAAACACGUGAAAAUAUUAUUUUCGCUUCUUAGGUGGCGGUGAUAGUUGAAACUCAAUAUUUUUUGGUAUGAUUUGAUGCCAUAUUGAACGGUGUGACUGUCUGUCUAAAAAGUUUUACUAUUAGAGAUAUCAUACUUUAUCUACUGAAUUAUAUUAUGUCUCAACGAUUUCAUCAUCUGAAGUUAUAUAUACUUUCACUAGAAGCCUGCUGUUAUGCAUUACAUAAUCUGCAAAGAAGAAGCUAUUUGUUGUAGCUAGUUUCUACAUUCUCAAUGUAAGGAUUCUCACUUCGUUUAUUCAUCAACCAUUACUCAUCUCUUACAACUUUCCAAACAAAUGUGAAAUGACAAAUGAAAAUGAAACUGGCACAGAAGAAUUUUUUAGUUAAUCAAUACUUUUAACCAUGAAAACAACCAACAACAUUAUUGCACACCAGAAGAUACUUAUUGCUGGCACAAAUAUGGAAGACAAACUUAGGACUCAGAGAGAAAACAGCCAACCCAUAACAUAGCAACUCUCUAACUUCUAAGCAUACGCUUCAGGAUUCUGGAGGAGAUAGGCUUCUACAGCUUUGAACAUCGCCAAAACCUUCUCUUUGCCUGCCUUGAUUUCCUCUUCCUUGAGCUUGAAAUCUCCCACAGUAUAGUAUGAGCUAGUCACCUUAGAGAUGGAACCACCAUCUGCUGACUGCUCAAACUUCACGUCAUAAGUUAUCUUCUCAAGGUUGUCUACCAGUCCAUCACCUUCGAUCAUUGUAUACUUAUAUGUGUAUGUCUCCUCAUUAAGCUCAUCCACACGAUACUAUAUGGACUUAAAAUUUCCACCUACACAUGCACAAAAAGAUAUAAGAUAAAACCAGAAGACUUUUGCAUAAAACAUAAAUAAUUUUGGUGAUUAUACCGUCAGGAAAAUUGAUAGUCUUGAUGCUUCCAGCACCUCCAUCACCUUGAACUUCAAUGCUUUUGAUAGCUUGUGGCAUCAACUUAGGGAUCAAGUUAUGAGAAUCAACAAUGGAGGCCUUGAAUAUUCUUUUUGGGGGAAGUGGAGAAGUGUUCUCCUCAGUGAAGGUGGUGACAGCCAUAAUGUUUUGAUUCUGAGAUGAAAUUUAGUUGAGUGAGAUUUUUGUAGGGGGAGAGCACUUGUUUGAUACAAAAAGAAGGAAAUUUAAGAGUUUAUAUAGGUUCAAGU